UCAUUCAAAUGGAAUGGCUCAUCUUUGAGUUCAUAUAAAUAGGCCCCAUCAGCCACUACUGGAUCGUGCAUCAGAACUGUUUCAUUCAUUCUACUGGUCUAGGGUUACGCUUAUCCUGGCAUUGUCUGGGGGAACUUUCUUACAGGUACAUUCAUGAACAUGGACGCUGUUGGGAGGGCCAGUGGAGCUAAAUAUGAAUGCUUGCUCUUUGACAUGGAUGAUACCCUAUACCCCUUGAGUACAGGUGUCAAUUUGGCUUGCCGCAAGAAUAUAGAAGAAUUCAUGCUGCAAUACCUGAAUAUUGAAGAAAGUGAAGUACCAAGGAUGUGCUUGGAAUUAUACAGGGAAUAUGGAACAACAAUGGCUGGAUUGAAGGCUCUUGGUUAUGAAUUUGACAACGAUGAGUUUCAUGAAUAUGUUCAUGGAAGAUUGCCAUACGAAACAUUGAGGCCUGAUCCGGUGUUGAGAAACCUUCUGCUUUCCAUGCCACAGCGGAAAAUAAUCUUCACUAAUGCUGACAAGGCACAUGCAAGACAAGUUCUGAAAAGAAUUGGCUUGGAAGAUUGUUUUGAAGGCAUUGUAUGCUUCGAAACUCUUAACCCUCCUCUUGAACCAGCUGAUUUCCUGGAUGCAUUAGAUGAUAAUCAAGUUCUUGCUGGAGGUGACGAAGAGCCCAACACUGCUAACAGAACUGAUGCCAGCAGUGUCAGUUCCAAGUCACCUGUUCUGUGCAAACCCUCAUUGGAAGCUUUUGAAGCUGCUAUUCGGAUUGCAAAUGUCGAUCCAAAGAAAACGAUUUUCUUUGAUGAUAGUGCUCGAAACAUUGCAAGUGGAAAAGUAGCAGGGCUCCACACGGUUAUAGUGGGGAGCUCGGUAUUGGUGCCAGGUGCAGAUUAUGCCUUGCGCGGCAUCCACAAUAUCAAAGAAGCAAUACCUGAGAUAUGGGACGGUAGAGAGGAGCAGAUGGAACAAGUUAUCCAAUCUGCUGCGGUUGAAACCGUGGUCCUUGCAUAGAUUUCACUUCAAGUUGAAACUUACUGGUUUUGAAGGGAGACUGUCCUUGUUAUAUUAUAUACAUGGGAAGUAUUCAUCUUAAGUUUAUUAAAUAAAUGACUGAAGCUCACUAAUAUCCACAUCUACUUAGAAUAUAAGAAAUGUUCAUGUAUCUUUAAGAUUUCAUGUACUAAACCCAAAUUUAUGGGGAUAAAAGCCAAUUGGAAGGAAAUAGAUCAAAAUUAGUAAAAUCAGAUG
This is a messenger RNA of Durio zibethinus, 1251 nucleotides long. RefSeq lists its product as uncharacterized. The record is from RefSeq and is a predicted model, not a curated record. Lineage: Eukaryota; Viridiplantae; Streptophyta; Magnoliopsida; Malvales; Malvaceae.